Rhea pennata is the source of this 1588-nucleotide messenger RNA. It is a transcript of the gene NECTIN2, whose product is annotated as nectin cell adhesion molecule 2. Lineage: Eukaryota; Metazoa; Chordata; Aves; Rheiformes; Rheidae. Bases 91 to 1494 code for a protein of 467 amino acids. The transcript is spliced from 8 exons. The record is from RefSeq and is a predicted model, not a curated record.
CCAGGCAGAGCGGGGCGGGCGCGGGGGCAGCGGAGCCGGGGCCGAGCCCGGCCGAACCAGGCCGAGCCGGCCGAGUCGCCGCCGCCGUCCAUGGGCGCCCCCGGCGCGGCCGCCCUGCUGCUGCUGGGCUGCCUGCUGCACGGGGCCAGCGGGCAGCGGGUGACGGUGCAGGAGGAGGUGGUGGCGCUGGUGGGCGAGGACGCGGUGCUGCCCUGCGUGCUGGCCACCGCCGGCCCCGACCUCAAGGUGAGCCAGGUGACGUGGGAGCGGGCCGGCCGCGGCGGGCGGCAGAACGUGGCGGUGCUGCACCCGCGCCUGGCGCCCAGCUUCCCCGGCGGCGGCGGUGGGCGCCUGCGCUUCCAGGGCCGCUCGCUGCAGGACGCGACGCUGCUGCUGGGGCCGCUGCGCCUCGCCGACCAGGGUGUCUACACCUGCGAGUUCGCCACCUACCCUGACGGCAACCAGGGUGCCAGUACCCGCCUGCUUGUGCUGGCCAAGCCGGAGAAUCACGUGGCCGCGCAGGAGGUGGCAACCGGCAGCGUCCCCACGCCGGUGGCCACCUGCACGGCGGCUGGCGGCCACCCAGCCGCUAACAUCUCCUGGGAGUCGCCGGUGCCGGGGACCGCAGAGGCCUCGGCCGAGGUGGCCGCCGAUGGUGCCGUCACCGUCACCAGCCGCUUCAGCAUUGUGCCGACACCGGCAGCCGAUGGGCAGCGCCUGACCUGCGUUGUCAGCCACCCCAGCCUGCCGCGGCCCCAGAGCCUCCCCGUCACCCUCUCCGUGCUGUACCCCCCUGUGGCCUCCAUCAGCGGCUACGACCACAACUGGUACCUGCGGCGGCGUGGGGCUGUGCUGCACUGCGACGCCCUGGGCAACCCCGCACCCACCACCUUCGCCUGGAGCACGUCGUCGGGGCCACUGCCGCCCUCAGCGGAGGCACAGGGCAGCCGACUGCUGGUGCACACGGUGGAUCUGCUGGUCAACACCACCUUCAUCUGCCGCGCAUCCAACGCCCUGGGCAGCACCGCCGCCCGACAGCCUGUCCUGGUGCUCGCGCAGCCGCGGACAGACGGGGCCGGUGCCACCGGCGGCAUCAUCGGUGCCAUUGUGGCUGGAGUCGUGGCUGCAGCCGUGGUGGCUACUGGAGCUGCCAUCUGCCGCCGGCAGCGCAAGAACCGCCGGGCGCACGGGGACGACCUCGACGAGCCCCCUCCAUACAAGCCACCCCCCCCCCACGAGAAGGUGCAGGAGCCACCAUGGGCCACCGAGCGCCAGCUCCUGCCACUGCAGCCGCUCAACGUGGAGCCGCCAGCCGAGGCCAGAGGGAUUCUGGCGUCUGGGCGGGUGCCCCCACGGUACCACGAGCUGCCAACGGCCGAGGAGCCGGACAGGGACGAGGACGGGGACGGGGAUGGGGACGGCAGCUACGUGGAGCAGCUGAACCCGCUGUACGACACGCCGGGCUUCGUCAUGUCGCCUGCGGUGUAUGUCUGAGCCGCCCCGAACCUGGGGGGCUGGGAGCACCCCGAACCCAUGGCCGGUCCUGGUCCCAUGGCUGCUCCAGGCUCUGCGGCCGGUCCUGGCCCCA